CCAACAACAUUUUUGGCUCAAAAUUUGGUUUGUUAUUGAAUAACCUUUCCCAACCUUGUGGUUAAAACAUUGUUUUUCCCCCACAUUCUUAUCUCUAGCCAUCUGAAUCUUCAUACAUUAAUCUCCAUUUUACAGCCAAUUUUUUUUUCCAUUUGUUGUCAAUUUCUUAAUUUUCAAGUCUUGAUAUUCAUUCUCCUCCUUAUAAUUUUUAUUCGAUUACUACCACGAGCGAUGGAUCAAGCAGAACUUGGACGAGUUUUUCAAAUGUUUGAUCGAAACGGGGAUGGUCGAAUCACGAGGAAAGAGCUGAGCGACUCGCUAAAGAAUCUGGGAAUUUGCAUUUCGGAGCAAGAUUUGAUCCAAAUGAUCGAGAAAAUUGACGUGAACGGAGAUGGGUUCGUUGACAUUGACGAGUUUGGUGAGUUGUACCAAACGAUAAUGGAUGAGAAAGAUGAGGAGGAGGACAUGAAAGAGGCAUUUAACGUGUUCGAUCAAAAUGGAGAUGGGUUCAUCUCGGGUGAAGAAUUGAGCGCAGUGUUAUCUUCAUUGGGCCUAAAGCAUGGGAAAACAUUGGAAGAUUGCAAAAAUAUGAUCAAGAAGGUGGAUGUGGAUGGUGAUGGAAUGGUUAACUACAAGGAAUUUAAGCAAAUGAUGAAAGCUGGUGGGUUUGCUGCAGCUUCCUUCAGUUGAUGGCUAUAGAGGGUGUGAGUCUUUUUUCUCUUUUAUGAAUAGAUGAUUUUUGCACAUAAAAGAAGAAACAAGAUACCCUUUUGUAGAAUGUUAAUGUGUGUGAAUGGAAAGGGGAAAAUGGUUUCUUGGUUGGUGAAUAUAUUUGAUGGGAAUUGCUCAACUUUUUGUAUGGUUGAUUUGAUUGAUUCCUCAAUUGAUAUUUUUCCAAUCUAUAUAUCAUAUUGGUGAAAUUCAAACUUGCUUUUCUAAUUCUCUGUCCCAAAAGAUGGGAAAAGAGACAAACUUGCCUCUUUCUCAUUUUGCCUUUCUCUUCACACACGCAUGGUCCAAGGCCAUGAAAAAUCCACAUUUUAAGUAUUAAUUUUCAUCAUAUGCUUUCAAUUUGG
Lotus japonicus is the source of this 1076-nucleotide messenger RNA. Its product is annotated as calmodulin-like protein 3. The record is from RefSeq and is a predicted model, not a curated record. Bases 232 to 690 code for a protein of 152 amino acids. The transcript has a single exon. Gene Ontology annotation, molecular function: calcium ion binding. NCBI's taxonomy places the organism in Eukaryota, Viridiplantae, Streptophyta, Magnoliopsida, Fabales, Fabaceae.